UAAUAACAAGUUGCUGCUUUUUUUUCUUCGUUACAUCACAACUGUGCGCCCGGAACAAAAAUUUCCGUUGACAGAUUUAAAUGGUUCUAUGGUUGAGGCACACCUCCUCGAAAGGGACGCUAAGACUGGUCGUUAGGCUGGUAACUAGAGACUAUUCUCUUUUUUGAGAUGCCUAUUGUAUCAGGUGUUAAGAAGACACAGUAAUAAUAGUCCAACACCAGUUUUAGUACCUACAAAACAACACUUGGCAGUUAUGUCCUCGGCCAAGGAAGACACGUUAUCUCCAGAUGAGCUUAGGAAAAGACUCUAUCAAACUUUUAAAAACAAAGGAGUGCUAGAUACACUCAAAACACAGAUGCGGAAUCAGCUUAUCCAGGAGUUAAAACACCCACCUUUGACUGGAGGAGAACCAGUCCCCAGACCAGUAACUGUGAAAUCUGAACCUCUUUUGGUCUCAGCCUGUAACAGCAUAGUGUCUGAUCAUCUCCGCACCUCAGGGUAUGAGUACACCCUUUCUGUAUUCUACCCUGAAAGUGGCCUGUGCAAAGACAAGGUUUUCACAAAAGGAGACCUUCUUCAGCUUCUUAAAAUUGACCCUGAAUCAGCCCUUUACAGAUCCCUGUCUUCAAACAAAGAUAAAGCAGGGUUCCUGAUCAGCCUUUUAACACAGCUAACACACCAUUAUACUCAUGGCCUGUGCCAUGAUGCUGACACUCAGACAACCAGCACAGCAAGUUACGGAGAGUCUCUUGUUGCGAAGAUGAAAAUGAUUGAUAAGGAAUAUGAGAACUUCAAUUACAGUGGGGAAAAAUGGUUUUCUUUCCAAUCCAAACUGGCUGCCCAUAGAAAAGAAAUUGAAGCACAGAUGCAAGCAGAAAUGAACACAAAGAUGCAACAUUUUAAAGAUGUUGAAAUCGCCAAGGUGAGGAUGGAAGAAAAAGCAAAUUUUCAUAAAGAAUUUGGUAAGCUGAAGCAGGAGCUGGAGAGGACUUACGAGAUGAAGGCAAAGGCGUUAAUGGAGCGGGAGAAAAAUGCCAUUGAGCGACUACAAAAACAACAAGAGAUUGAAGAAAAAAAUGUGUAUAUGCAGAGACAAUCGGUCCUGAAAGAAAUCGAAACCGUGCGGAACAGAGAGAAUGAGCUGAGGAUGAGAAUCGAGGCUUUUGAAAAGACUUGUCAAAUUCAUGAGGAGAAGGUCAAGACCACUGAAGAGCUGCAGAGGAGGCGAGAACUGGCAGUGAAGACGAUGGAGGACACGCACGACCAAAGGCUGAAGAAUGAACUUUCAAGGUAUCAGCUUGAGUUAAAGGAUAACUUUAUCAAGAGAACAGAAAAACUCACAGAGAAUGAGAACCGAAACAAAAUGGAAACUGUUCGUAUCCAAAAGGAGUCCGCUGUAAUUAAUGCCAAAUUGGAGGAGCACAGCAGAGCAUGUUCAGAGCUGAGACGGCUGCAGGUUGAGCUGGACACAGCACAGCAGCAGAUUUCUCUGAUGUCUCAACAGAAGGAGCUGUUAAGGGAACGACUGGAGACCAUGAGUGACUACCCCAGCUUGAAAAGAGAGAAAGCAGAGCUGCAAGGCCAGCUGCGGCUGCUAAAGAAACAGCUGGAGGAGGCCCAAGAGGAGAACCGUCUUCUCCGUGCUGAUUUGGGCCAGCCGUCCAAGGAGCAGCUGGUUCUGCAGAUGGAGCUACGGAGGCUGCAGAGCGCUCGCAGACUGGAUGAGGAAGAGUUUGACAACCAGAAACAGGUGUUGCAGGCACAGCUCCAGAGUGAGGUGGAACGGUGUGCUCAGCUAAAGGCUCAGUUGGCAAAGUGUGAGGAGAGGUCACAGUGGAUGACUAACCACAUUGAGGAAAUAAAGUUACAGCUUCGCCAAACUCAACAAGCUCUUGAAAAUGAAGUGCUGCGUAACCCCAAGCCCUCUCUUGUCGAUCGCUCAAUACUGGAGCUGAACGCUGACAAGCUGGUUCCCCCUGACAUCUAUGUGGACAGAGCUCUGCUGAGGGCCAGAGUGGGUUAUGAUGAUGAUUGUGAAGCAGGUGGGCGCAUGCGAGGACACAAGUCGCCUUGGAAUGACUCUCCAGACUCCGACAUGGAGCUGGUGGCUGAGGCCAAGGCUCGGAUUCAGGAGCUGCAGGAGGAGGCUGAGACCUUAGAGGAAGCCUACAGGAACUACCAGCAGAGGGCAGUGCGCUCCACCAUCUCACACAUGCUUCCCCCAAGACCUCUUUCCCCACAACGAGCACAUCCUACACAUCGUCCCGACUCUCCCCUGAGAAAACAAGUUUCUCACCAUUCACACGCCCACUCCCCCCUCAAAUCAAAGGUCUCACACAGGCCACCGUCUCCACAAACUACCAGAACCCCAUCCUAUGCACCCUAUGACACCAGAAACACUGUACCACCUUCACAACCAAGAGUGACCUUUUUAGAAGACCAUAGCCAACCCCAGUCCACAGCUUUCACUGACCACAGUCUCCAUUUGGUGACUGAAUCUCUGUUUAUAAGAGAUGGACACCCCCAGGAUGCAAGCAGCCAUCCACCCAGACGUCUGUCCUCCACAUCGCACUCGUCCUCCAGGAAAAAGCAUCAAAGAGAGAUUGCCGAAGAAGCAGUUGCGUCUCCGAUGGCGUUCCCGGAGUUGUCGUUUGACAGACGGCUCCCUCGUGACCCCCGCGACGAGGUGGAGACCUCCGGUGACUUUUCCUCUGAGCUCAGUCCACCUCGCAGUCCUCAGCUCAAGAGCACAGCACGAGACCAGUCCAGUCCACCCAAGCUGCACCCUGUGUUCUCCAGCUCGGAUUCUUCCCCACAGCCUGAGAAAAUAGGCCUAGAAGAUCUCACAGGGAUUUUGUCAGAGCCCGGCCACAUUCCAGAGCUUCUCCUGGACACUGCCGUCCCUCUCUCUGAGGAGGCCCCUGACGGCCCCACUGUCCCCCACCCACAGGACCUCCCAGAACACCCAAUAGACUUGCAGGGCCAGGCGGAAGUCCCACAAGCCUCAGGUGAAUCUGCUAGGGAAGAAGAUGAAGAGGACAAGGAGCAGAGGUGGGAAAGAGAGCGAAAGGAAAGACUAGAACAAAGGCAGAGGGAGCAAGAAGAAGCCAGAGAGAGGGAGCUGCAGGAACUUGAAAGACUGGAGAAAGAGAUGCUUUUGCAAGAGAUGGAGCAACCAGGACAGAGAGGAGAAGAAGAAGUAGAAGAAGAAGAAACUGGAAUUAAGAAGGGAGCAGAUGAAGAGCAGAAGCAAGAGGCAGAUAAUGAUGGGGACGAGUCCAAAGGUGAAAAUCCAUUGGAGAAAUACAUGAAGAUGGUCCUGGAAGCCAGAGAGAAGCAACAUGCACAGGGGGGGGGGUGUUUUCAGAGCCCUGGAAGAGAAGAAGUAGGACAUACGAGCCCAGAGGCCAAGAGUUUGUCUGAGGAGAAAGACGACAGUAUUGCAGCAUUUUCACACAAGGAUGAAGAUGAUGAUGAUUUCUGGUGAGCUGGUUGUUCCAGGCUGCCAUCGUGAACGGAUGAAAUAGCCUCUGUAUUCUUGGACAGUUUGGGUUACGCUUUACUUUAAGUUUUCUACAUAAGAGUGACAUGACACUGUCAUGAACGUGUCAUAAAACAUUAUAAACAAGUCAU
Molecule: messenger RNA, 3633 nt
Organism: Perca flavescens (yellow perch)
Lineage: Eukaryota; Metazoa; Chordata; Actinopteri; Perciformes; Percidae
Gene: ofd1
Product: OFD1 centriole and centriolar satellite protein
Exons: 23
Coding region: 254-3487 (1077 amino acids)
Biological process (GO): epithelial cilium movement involved in determination of left/right asymmetry
Cellular component (GO): centrosome; ciliary basal body
Molecular function (GO): protein binding
Source: RefSeq, a predicted model, not a curated record